AAGUAGGAGUUCAAGAGACAUCUAUCCAUUGAGAUGGAGGAUAAUCAGAAGAACAGCAUUAGUCCUGUGACCAGCCUGGCUGGACGCUGGUCACUGAAUGGAGCCACAGCUUUGGUCACUGGAGGUACCAAAGGAAUUGGGCAUGCCAUAGUGGAGGAACUAGCAAAGUUUGGAGCCUCUGUGUAUACAUGUUCUCGCAAUGAAGCUGAGCUUGCUGAAUGCCUGAAACAAUGGGAAGGCAAGAAUUUCAAGGUCACUGGAUCAGUUUGUGAUGUGUCUUCCAGGAUUGAAAGGGAGAAACUAAUGGACAAUGUCUCUACUUUUUUCCAAGGAAAGCUUGACAUACUUAUAAACAAUGCAGGGGCUGUUUUAACAAAGCCCACGGUGGAAUGCACUGCAGAGGAUUAUUCAUUCAUGAUGACUACCAAUUUUGAAUCUGCACUCCAUUUAAGCCAACUAGCUCAUCCCCUGAUGAAAGCUUCAGCUUCAGCUUCAGCUUCAGCAUCAGCAUCAGCAAGCAUAGUGUUCAUUUCCACCAUUGGUACUCUACGGGUUUAUGUAGGAUCAGCUAUGUAUGCAGCAAGUAAAGGAGCAAUGAAUCAACUGACCAAGCAUCUAGCAUGCGAGUGGGCGAAAGACAAUAUCAGAGUCAACUGUGUUGGACCUUCAGUCAUUAAAACCACACUCAUUGAAAACCUUGGCCUUGGAAAUGCAUUCUUGGUGAGUGAAAAAUCUCAGGUCCCUCUUGGGCGGCUUGGCGAACCAGAGGAAGUGGCAUCUGUUGUGGCUUUCCUUUGCCUUCCUGCAGCUUCAUAUGUUACUGGUCAAAUCAUCUACGUCGAUGGAGGACGAACACAGACUUGGUAGAAUAUUGGACAUCAACUUUUGAAUUUGAAGAACCUAGACCUUUCUUUAUCAAGAACGUGAAGGAAAUAACCUACUCUUUAUAUUCUCUGUCUUAAUGCAUCACUAGUUUUUUUCUUUUUUUGUUUGUUUGCUUGUUGCUGUAUUGUGUAAUAAGGGAUAUUCUUCUUCUUGUUUAUACAAGAAAGUGGAAUCCCAUGUUCUCUCUCUCAUUCUAAUUUGAGAUUAUAUGGAAUGUCA
Messenger RNA from Dioscorea cayenensis subsp. rotundata (Guinea yam), 1104 nucleotides. RefSeq names its product noroxomaritidine/norcraugsodine reductase-like. The coding region runs from base 34 to 867 and encodes 277 amino acids. The transcript is spliced from 5 exons. The record is from RefSeq and is a predicted model, not a curated record. NCBI's taxonomy places the organism in Eukaryota, Viridiplantae, Streptophyta, Magnoliopsida, Dioscoreales, Dioscoreaceae. Gene Ontology annotation, molecular function: oxidoreductase activity.